AUGGAUAUAAUAUUAUCUUAUUAUUUUUGGCAAUCACAUCUCGAUGGAUUGAAUUUAGAAUGUCGUAUUAUGUUAUCUUUUGAUCGACAUCGUUUAUUGACUGAUCAAAAUUCAGGUUUAGUUCAUCUUAUUGGUAUUUCAUUUGAUUAUGCUUUUUCACAAGAUGUUACGCCAUUUCAACUAGGUCUUACCAUGUUUUAUACAUUUUUAUAUAAAUGA
Adineta steineri is the source of this 219-nucleotide messenger RNA. The record is from the annotation of a GenBank genome assembly. Lineage: Eukaryota; Metazoa; Rotifera; Eurotatoria; Adinetida; Adinetidae.